CGGAGCGCGGCGGGCGCGGUGACGUCCCCCCGACAUGGCGUCGAGCGAGUGAAGAAAGUGCCUCCCGGGUGGGUGCCGCCAGGCGGCCCGGCGCGCAGACCCCAGCCCAGCCCCAGGAUGCGGCCGUCGCACCACUGCGGGCACCUCCUGGAGCGGCUGAACGCGCAGCGCGAGGCGGGCUUCCUGUGCGACUGCACCGUGGUCAUCGGCGAGCAGCAGUUCCGAGCGCACCGCAACGUGCUGGCCUCGUUCAGCGAGUACUUCGGGGCAGUGUAUCGGGAUUCCCCGCACAGCGAUGUCUUCCUGGACCAGAGCCAGGUGAAGGCGGACGGCUUCCAGAAGCUGCUCGAGUUCAUCUACACGGGCACGCUGCACCUGGACAGUUGGAAUGUUAAAGAAAUUCACCAGGCUGCAGACUAUCUCAAAGUGGAGGAGGUGGUCACUAAGUGUAAAAUAAAGAUGGAAGAUUUUGCUUUUAUUGCUAAUCCCUCUUCUACAGAGAUAUCUAGUAUUACUGGCAACGUUGAGUUGAACCAACAGACUUGCCUCCUUACUCUUCGAGAUUUUAACAACCGGGAGAAAUCAGAAACUUCCAUUGAUUUGGUUCAGGCACAUACCAAGAAGGUGACUUUAGAAAAGAAGUCUCCUCCAACCAAAAAGAAGAAGAAGACUUUCAAUUCCCAGAAAAACGUGCAGAAUAAACCAGUGCAAUAUUCCAGUGACAUUUUAGAGAAUUCAUCUGUUGACAUGUUCCUAGAGAUAAAUAAAUUGCCUUCACCAGUAACAGAACAAGUUCCACAAGGAAAUGAUACCUCAGAACUCCAGCUGACUUCAGUUGUGGUAAAUGAUAGUUUUACAACACAAGAUAUCAUUUUGCAAACAGUAGCAGUGAAACAGAAACGUGGAAAAUCACAGCCAAACUGUGCUUUGAAAGAGCACUGUAUGUCUAAUAUAACCAGUGUCCCGAACACUUAUCAGCCCGAAGCCUCUGGAGAAGACCUAGAUCAGAGGUACUCAAAGGCCAAGCCAAUGUGUAACACUUGUGGGAAAGUGUUUUCAGAAGCCAGCAGCUUAAGACGACACAUGAGAAUACACAAGGGGGUAAAGCCCUACGUCUGCCAACUGUGUGGAAAAGCGUUCACCCAGUGUAACCAGCUGAAAACACAUGUCAGAACUCACACAGGGGAGAAGCCAUAUAGAUGUGAGCUCUGUGACAAAGGUUUCGCUCAGAAGUGCCAGCUAGUUUUUCAUAGUCGCAUGCAUCAUGGUGAAGAGAAGCCCUAUAAGUGUGAUGUGUGCAAUUUACAAUUUGCAACUUCUAGCAAUCUCAAGAUUCAUGCUAGGAAGCAUAGUGGAGAAAAGCCAUAUGUGUGUGACAGGUGUGGACAGAGAUUUGCUCAGGCCAGCACGUUGACUUACCACGUUCGUCGGCACACCGGAGAAAAGCCUUAUGUGUGUGAUACAUGUGGGAAAGCAUUUGCAGUGUCUAGUUCCCUCAUAACUCACUCUCGAAAACAUACAGGUGAAAAACCAUACAUAUGUGGUAUUUGUGGGAAAAGUUUUAUCUCCUCAGGAGAGCUCAACAAACACUUUCGAUCUCAUACAGGGGAAAGACCAUUUAUCUGUGAAUUAUGUGGAAAUUCCUAUACUGAUAUAAAAAAUUUAAAGAAGCACAAAACAAAAGUCCAUUCUGGAUCUGAAAAGGCUUUAGAUUCCACCAUGGGGGAUAACACUUUUAACGAACAAGAUCCCAUGCAGAAGAGUCCUUUGUCAGAACCUGUAGAUGUGAAACCUUCUGAUAUGACUUUACCAUUAACUCUUCCCCUUGGAACUGAGGACCACCAGAUGCUGUUGCCUGUAACAGAUAAUCAGUCUCCAUCAUCGGACACACUGUUGAGAUCAACUGUAAAUGGGUAUUCAGAACCACAAUUUAUUUUUCUGCAGCAAUUAUAUUGACUUGAUGAGCAAUAUGGAAUUUACUAAAUAAAUAGCUCUGGUAGUGAACAUAGACCUCAUUGGCAAGGUGACCAUUCUCAUUCACUGUCAUUUGGGUUGUAAUCAUUAUUUUUCAUUCAGCUAAGUAAAAGCAACUGAUCCUGCAUCUUGUGCAAUGCUUGGUUUUUUUGUUUUUGUUUUUGUUCUGCUUGAAAAGUCAGAAGUAUAUGCACACCAUUUUUGGAGAAUGAGUUACAUAGCAAAAAAAAAAAUAGAAGGAAAAAAACCAUUUUCAUCAGUAGUCCUGAAGACUACAUUUUUGUUUUUUAGAAAUACCCUUUAAUUAUUCUGAUAGAAUUUAUCACUUCUUGAAAUAAAACAAUAUCCUCCAGGUUUUGGGGUUUUUUUCUAUUAUUUAAAAAAAUAAAAUGAUCAGCUCUAGAUUUCAUCUAGAAUUAGGAGUUCAUGUUUCUUGGCCAGAAAAAAUCUAGGUACCAAAUUAUAAUUUAUUUUUCUUCUCUAUUGAUAUUCAUGCUAGUUUGGGACAAGCGGUCCUUUAAUAAAAAACAGAAGGGAAAAGUCUAUCAAGGACUAUAAAACUCUUGUUUUGGUUUGGUUUUUUUUGACCAUCAGAGCACUUCUUUUUCAGUAUUCCAUUUGAAAGUAACCUAUCAAUAGAUGUUUAAUACCUUUCUUGUAUCAAAAAGCAGUUUCACAAUUUGACACGCUUUGACAUGAUAAGAUAAGGAAAAAUUAUCAAAUGCAUUUUUGGUAAGAAAGUAUGCAGGGUGAAAGAAAGCUUAAUUUUGUCUAUUUUAUACAACUAUUACAUGCACACCUUAGAAAUUAAAAUUAAAUGCUAUCAGUGAAAAAAGUAAAAAAAAAACCAAACCCCAAAAUUACAAGUUUCAAGCAGACUACAAGUAACUGCUGAAAUCUGGUAUCAGAGAUUACAGCUAUGAUAGUAAGAUGUCAGAUUUCAGUAUUUGGAGGAAAAAUAGACUGUAAAAGCCCAGUUUUUCAAAACUACAAAUGAACGUAAAUCUUCACCAAUAAAGCAGCUUUGCCUUUUCAGAAUUAUUUCUCACUCUUUUAAAACCAUGGCAAUAGGUUGCUUUGGUAGCUUUUUAAAAGUCCUCGUCAGCCUGAAUAGGCAAAAGCAGAUUAUUUUCAUAUUUUCCACUAAAUCGUUCUUAUCCUGAUUCUUUGUCACCAAAAUUGGUUUUUGUGAUUUUGUUGGUUUUUUUUUUUAAACUACUCUCUGGUACCAUGUGGUUAGCAGGAUUUGUUGAUUAAACACGCUCUGACUCCUCAUUUCUCUAAGCAAGUCACAAUCUUUUCUUAAACUACUUCUGUAAUUAAUGCAUUUUCUCUUUAUCUUGAGUUUAUAAUUAUGUCCUUACCUCCUUGGUGCCCAGGUCACAGUAAAGCCUUGUAUUUACUAUAUAGUAUGGUGGAGUAGAGUAGAGUAAAUCUUGGCAACUGAUGCAAGAGCACCGUCACUGACCUCACCAGAUUCCUCAGUUCAGUGACCUGGUGGACUGAGUAUUGAGGUCAAAAUAUUACCUCGGUGAUUUUUUUUUUUGGCACAAGUACCUUUAUGGAACACAAAUUAAAGGCAACAUUUGAGUACAAAAGAAAUUAAUUAGUAAACCUGAAACAUACGUUUUUGUUGAUCAGAUGUAUCGAUUGCUCUACAUUUCAUCAGUAUAUUUCUGAACAAAAUGUAAGGUGACUCGCCCAUUCAGUUUUAACCUCAUCAGGAUUUCAAUGCAGUAUAAAGAAAAUGUAACAAUCAGAUCCCAUUCUUGUAAAAUAACACCAAAGACAGCCUGAGAUUUCUAAUAAAUCGUCAUUAAAUCAAGCACCACAUUCUAGGCUGUCUUCUUAGAGUAGUAAUCAUCCCUCGUCGAGGGUCAUGGCGUCAGGUGGCAGAGAGUUUUGUUCUGUGCUUCCCACCCCCACCCCCGGAUCGCUGGUCAUUUUUUCAGUUCAGUUGUGUUUGUGAUCACAUGUCAUUUGCUUCAUCGUUCAAUGUUUUAUUUUUAUUAGUCAUUCUCAUUUUUAAAAUGACUGCCUGAGCCCGUUCUUGCCUGCUUUUCCAAAACAGCAAUAUAAAGAGCAUUUUAUAAAAUCCUGCGUCUUCCUGGGAAUGUUUUUUCAGUAGCUGGAUUCUUUUAUGAUACGCGUGUGUUUUUCUUGUAGCUGAUGUCGUUUAGUGCUCGUGUAAGACACCAGCCUUAAACAGAAACUCUGGGUGGCACCCACGUUGAGAUCGUUUUAAAUUUCCUCUUUUAUAUCAUUUUAUGGUUUCUCUUGGCAACCAGCAAUUGGAAAGUCCAUUGUAAAAGACGUAGCUCUGAAUUUGUGACAUAUGGCCUGCUUUUGAUAGCUUGACCUCCUUAGGUCAUUGAUUGUUUUCAGUCUGUGUACUAAUUUAGUAUGCCGUUUCGUAUUAGACCUUGCCUAUCUAAAAAGAACACAACAUUUUAACCCAUGUGUCAGAUCAUUUAAUUAAAGGUUCUGAUAAGUUCAUCUUUGUUAGACUAAAUACAUCUAUGAUGUGCUGUUGUGGGAAGAGAUUACUUGUUCUUUUUAAAUGAAUCCAUUAUUUACAUUGAAUUGCUGAGCAAAUUAAUUCUGAAGAGCACACUGAGAGGUAGAAUGUACUUUCUAUGUGAAUUUGUUUUGUACCUGUAAUAUUAGAUUAUUUCUACUGUAUUCUUAGAUUUCCAACUAAAAAAACUUAGAUUUAUACAUAUCAGUCGUUUUAGAUGUUUGUAAAUAGCAUUUGUUUUGUGUUCUUUAUUUACAGAUUAUUUUUAAUACUGAUUUUAGAAAAUUAUUUUAACCUUUCCAGAGUCUGAUAUAGUUCUAUUGCAGCAAUAAUUAAAUAGCGUACCCUACAAAUUUCUUUCUAUAUGGUCUGUUUACAGAAUUCAUGAAAAUGACUACACUUGAUAUAUUUUAACUGUGUUAUGCUAAAUUAAUAUCAUGUGUACUUUUAAAUCAUUGUUCUACACAUUUCUUGGCUUUUAAGCUGUAAGAGAUGUUUUCAUGUAAACUUUCCACCUACUUCUAUGAGAUUUUUUAUAAGUGUCUGGAUACUGGCUGGAAAUACUUUGUAACAGAAAAACCCUGUUUUUACACAAUUUAAGUUAAAGCCUUUUAAAAAUAAUUUUCAAGUGUUACUAAAGUUUAGUCAGUGUAAGAGGUUCUUUUUCUUGCUUGAGUAAUUCUUCAUGCCUCCUUUUUUAAUAUUUUGGAGAGUUGUUAAUUGAAAGUUUAGAAUAUACCAGAAAAAUUAUGGUAUGAACAAACUACUCUUCUAAAAAUAGGGCAAUAGUGAAAAUUUUUGUUAAUUUAAAAAACAGAUUUGCUAAAACGGACACUGUGUGACCAGUUUUUCUAAUAAUUAUCUGCUUUUGAAUAUGAUAAAUGUAGAAUUCAUAUAGCAUUGCCUAUAGUCAUUCGUUUGAAUAUAAUACUUGGUAAGCUUCUGGAAUAUGAUGUAUUUGUUAAUUCCUGCCUGACAGCCUUUGAACUCAAUGUAGGGUGCAACAUUUGGUUUCCGAUGGAUCAUCAGAAUUGGAACAUAAGAAAGUCAUGAGAGUGAUUUUCACGUGGUCUUCCAUACUGCUACAUGGCUGUUUUUUAUUUAUCCACACAGCUUAAAAUGAAGUGAUCAGCUUAAGGAAAGAAAUGGACAGAUGGGUGACUCUCUCUAAUCCCUGAACCAGUCAGAUCACUGAGAGAGCAAGUAAUCCCACCUCUCUUUAGAACUUCAACUUCAAAUACAGAUUGCUUUAAAAAUAAAUAAAACCUGAAAGGUGAAUAUCCA
Messenger RNA from Phascolarctos cinereus (koala), 5776 nucleotides. It is a transcript of the gene MYNN, whose product is annotated as myoneurin. Gene Ontology annotation, cellular component: nucleus. Gene Ontology annotation, biological process: regulation of transcription by RNA polymerase II. The record is from RefSeq and is a predicted model, not a curated record. Gene Ontology annotation, molecular function: DNA-binding transcription factor activity, RNA polymerase II-specific; protein binding; RNA polymerase II cis-regulatory region sequence-specific DNA binding. Lineage: Eukaryota; Metazoa; Chordata; Mammalia; Diprotodontia; Phascolarctidae.